Gambusia affinis (western mosquitofish) is the source of this 1087-nucleotide messenger RNA. RefSeq names its product thymidine kinase 1, soluble (gene tk1). Bases 144 to 848 code for a protein of 234 amino acids. Gene Ontology annotation, biological process: thymidine metabolic process. The transcript is spliced from 7 exons. Gene Ontology annotation, molecular function: thymidine kinase activity; ATP binding. Lineage: Eukaryota; Metazoa; Chordata; Actinopteri; Cyprinodontiformes; Poeciliidae. The record is from RefSeq and is a predicted model, not a curated record.
ACGUAGAAUAAAUUGCUGACUUUAGCGCGCCGCAUUCAAAGUUUCUCUGCACAUCCUUUGUUAGCAACUACAAGAAGCAUAGCAUAUUUUUAUUUUAACUUUUAUUUAUUGUAAUAUUUUAUUAAGUGUGUAUUUAAAUCAAAAUGGACUUCUACGAUUCGCCAGUUUGUCCAAUCAGGUUACAAAACUCACCGAGGAAAUCCCGAGGACAGAUUCAGAUUAUAUUUGGGCCGAUGUUUUCAGGCAAAAGCACUGAACUGAUGAGAAGAGUGCGCCGUUUCCAGGUGGCCCAGUACAAAUGUUUGGUCAUCAAAUAUGCCAAAGACAUCCGGUAUUCAGACUCAGGUGUGGCCACACAUGACAAAAACACCAUGGAGGCCGUGCCUGCCACCUGUCUAGCAGACGUUCGCUCCGCCGCUCUGAAGGCCUGCGUGAUUGGGAUUGACGAAGGACAGUUUUUUCCAGACACCGUGGAUUUUUGUGAAGAGAUGGCCAAUUCAGGGAAGACGGUCAUCGUGGCCGCGUUGGACGGGACCUUCCAGAGGAAGCCUUUUGGAAACAUCCUGAACCUGGUUCCUCUGGCAGAAAGUGUGGUGAAGCUCCACGCCGUCUGCAUGCAGUGUUACAAAGAAGCCGCCUACACCAAGAGGCUCGGAGCAGAGCAGGAGGUGGAAGUGAUCGGCGGUGCUGACAAGUACCAGGCGGUGUGCAGAAAUUGCUACGGCGGUCUGGUGAUGGACAAAGAGAACAGCUCCUCUAUCAGGAAUGAAACGCCGCUUCACGUCCCGAUGGGAAAACUCGCCGACCCCAACGUUCCCCGGAAACUGUUCUCCCCUCUGCACCUCUGAGCAGGAAACAUAAGACUUGAUGCAUCAAUUUGAACAAUCUGCUGUGUGUGACAAGUGUGUCCAAUUUUCUUUCUUUUUCUUCUUUUGAGUUUUUUGAUUUUGUGAUGAAUUAACGUAGCGACUCAAUAUUCUGAAUUUGUUUGUGUGACGUUUUGGAUACUUGAAAGACUUUAAGCACUUGAUAUCUUUGCAUAAUUUGUAAGAACUUACUAUUUAAUAAACUUGAGGUAACAUUGGUA